AUGGAGGACGACGAUGACUGCCCUCCUCUCGCCGUCGAGCUCCCGCCGCGGGUGCCGUACCCUCCGGCGCAAGCUCCCUCAGACGCCUCACCAGUUGGCGUCACCGUCAUCACCGGCUACCUCGGGGCCGGCAAGUCGACGUUAGUUAACUACAUUUUGAAUGAGCAACAUGGGAAGAGAAUUGCUGUGAUACUAAACGAGUUCGGGGAGGAAAUUGGGGUCGAGAGGGCGAUGAUCAAUGAGGGGCAAGGUGGUGCACUUGUCGAGGAAUGGGUGGAGCUGGCCAAUGGAUGUGUCUGUUGCUCUGUAAAACACAGUCUGGUUCAAGCACUUGAGCAGCUUGUGCAGAGAAAGGAUAGAAUGGAUCAUAUAUUACUUGAGACAACAGGAUUGGCCGAUCCUGCUCCACUUGUUUCUGUUCUUUGGCUAGACGAUCAAUUGGAGUCGUCAAUUAGACUGGAUUCUAUUAUUACGGUUAUUGAUGCAAAAAACUUCAGGGUUCAGAUUGAUGAGCACAAAAACUCUUCCUCAUUCCCUGAAGCAUUUCAUCAAAUUGCAUUUGCGGAUGUUGUGAUAUUGAACAAAAUUGACCUAGUGGAGGACAACCUUGAGGAUUUGGAAAAACAUAUUCAUGAUGUGAAUGCUCUGGUUACAGUGGUGCGGUCUGUCCGUUGCCAGAUUGACUUGAAUGAAGUAUUUAACCGGCAAGCAUAUGGUGCCAAGAAUUCAUCUCAUCUGCAAGAACUGCUCGACUAUAGUAAAUCAGUGCCACCUAGUCGCCGUCAUGAUAACAGUAUUUCCACCUUGUGCAUCUAUGAGCAUGAUUCUGUUAACUUGGCUAAGGUGGAGUCUUGGCUUGAAGAUCUUCUUUGGGAAAAAAAUUCUAGUAUGGACAUAUAUCGCUGUAAAGGGAUUUUAUAUAUCCAUGAUUCAGACCAAGUUCAUACAUUACAGGCAGUGAGGGAAGUUUAUGAAGUUGUGCCGGCUCGAAAAUGGUCUGAGACAGAGUCUCGCAUGAACAAGAUAGUCGUCAUAGGCCGCAAUUUGGAUAUCAAUGUUCUUCAAGAUUCUUUUAGUGGUUGCAAGAGCUGA
Miscanthus lutarioriparius is the source of this 1092-nucleotide messenger RNA. NCBI's taxonomy places the organism in Eukaryota, Viridiplantae, Streptophyta, Magnoliopsida, Poales, Poaceae. The record is from the annotation of a GenBank genome assembly.